Anarrhichthys ocellatus (wolf-eel) is the source of this 4357-nucleotide messenger RNA. It is a transcript of the gene pias4a, whose product is annotated as protein inhibitor of activated STAT, 4a. The transcript has 11 exons. Gene Ontology annotation, molecular function: transcription coregulator activity; SUMO ligase activity; zinc ion binding. Gene Ontology annotation, cellular component: chromatin. Bases 39 to 1553 code for a protein of 504 amino acids. NCBI's taxonomy places the organism in Eukaryota, Metazoa, Chordata, Actinopteri, Perciformes, Anarhichadidae. The record is from RefSeq and is a predicted model, not a curated record. Gene Ontology annotation, biological process: protein sumoylation; regulation of transcription by RNA polymerase II.
GUCGUCGUCUCUGGCUCUCGCGGUACUGCUGCACAAAGAUGGCGGCCGAACUGGUGGAAGCGAUGAACAUGGUCAAAAGUUUCCGGGUCUCAGACCUGCAGACACUGCUGGCCUCAAUGGGCCGCAGCAAAAGUGGGCUGAAACAGGACCUGGUGGGGCGAGCACUGAGGCUAGUGCAGACUGAAUACAGCCCGGAGCUUCUGAAGAAUGUCAGGCAGCUCUACGAGUCGCGCUUCCCCAAAACAUCUGGCUGGCUUGCGGCGCGGCGUCCAGAUGGCGUCCCAGUCGCCUACUCAUCCCUCAGCUCCUCCCCCACGGCCACCUCUCAGGGCGCAGACUACCUCAACGGCAUUUCCAAACCGAUCCCCACACCUGCAGCAGAGGUCAAGCUGGUGCCACUGCCCUUUUACCAAACUUUGGAGACACUGUUGUUACCAACAGAGCUAAUUGCCCAGAACAAUGAGAAACUGCAGGACAGUCAAUGCAUAUUUGAAUUAACACCAAACCAAGCAGACCAGAUCAGAAAUGCAAGUGAGCUUCGUCCUGGAAUGAAAUCAAUCCAAGUGGCUCUGAGAAUCUGUUACACAGACUCCAUCGGUGUCCAGGAAGACCAGUAUCCUCCCAACAUUGCUGUCAAAGUCAACCAGUCGUACUGUCACGUGCCGGGCUAUUACCCCUCCAAUAAGCCUGGUGUGGAGCCCCGCCGUCCUUGUCGUCCUGUAAACAUCACUCCCUGGUUGCAUCUCUCCAGUGCCACCAACAGAGUCACCGUCACCUGGGGAAACUUUGGCAAGCGGUACUCUGUGGCCGUGUAUCUAGUGAGGGUCUUCACUGCAGCCGACCUCUUCAACCAACUCAAACUCUGCUCCGUGGAGAGUGCAGAACGCUGUCGUGAACGCAUCCAAGACAAACUACGCUUUGACCCAGAGAGUGAAAUUGCGACAACGGGCCUCCGGGUGUCUCUCAUCUGUCCACUGGUGAAGAUGCGGCUCGGUGUGCCCUGUCGAGUUUUAACUUGCGCCCAUCUUCAGUGUUUCGACGCAGUCUUCUUCCUGCAGAUGAAUGAGAAGAAGCCCACAUGGACCUGCCCCGUCUGUGACAAGCCCGCCCCCUUUGAGCUGCUUACUAUUGAUGGGCUGCUAUCAGAGAUUCUGAAGGAGACGAGUGAGGACAUUGAGGAGCUCGAGUACUUGACCGACGGAUCCUGGCGACCUAUCAGCGACGAGAAGGAGAGGGACAGAGAAAGAGAACGCAGCAACACGCCAGAUUAUCCUGUUGUUGAUAUAUGCAUUCCUGAGGCAAACGGUCAUUCACCGGCCCACAGCAGCACCAGCCUGACGGGCAAGUCCGGAAGCGGUUCUGUGGGGAUGUCAGGAGGAACCGCUGUGGCACCGGGAGGAGGUGCGGUGGUAGAUCUGACUCUUGACUCCUCCUCUGAGGAGGAAGGGGGCGGGGCAGGAGGAGACAGCGAGGACACUGAGGACAGCGCCGACAGUCCGGCCCCGAAGAGGGGCCGAUACAACUACGACAAGGACCUGGUCACUGCCUACUGACCCCACAGCUCUGUCCCCUCGUAGACUGACACAGAGACCGAGAGGCAGGGGGCUUAAAAGGACAGGAACACAGGAAUCCACUAGAUGCAACGCACCCUCCCUAAUGCCCAAACAUCGGAGCCUUUUAGCAGCUCUCUGGUUUGUAUCCAGUCAAAACAAACACACUCAAACAAGCACUGUUAAAGCUUCAAUCUAGAGGGAUUAGGAUUCCUCUCUGUACUGUACACCACUGGAAGCAACUCUAACUAUUUUUGGCCAACAGUCACCUUGCAGUGAAUAUCUGUACCGUCCUGCCUCUACCUGAGGAGACUGAAUGGAUCGUGCACCACCAACCCCCUCCCCCCCCUCUCCUUCCCCCUUCUCUCUUUUUCCAGACUGGUCCCUCUCUACCACCUCAUCUCUCUUUGUAUUUGACUUGGAAUUACAGGCUCUUUUAGCCACGGGCGUCCGAUGUGUGCGUCUUUUGAUUUAUUUUUUUUUGUCACAUUUGUGAUGAACAGGCAAGUUGAAAAUGGAGUCUCCUCAGCAGUUUUUGGUAAAAGGUCAAAAACGACAACUGGAGAAUUUGGGGGAGGACAAGGCAGAGAUAUAUCUGGAGUGUGAUGCAAAUUAAAAUCUCUCCCGUUGUGUUUAUUUCUUUCUUCAGAGUAUGAAUUCAAAGCUUGAAAGUUUUUUUUGUUUUUUUUUCAGUAAUUUAUCCUUUUUAUUAAUGAAAGGGCAGAUCACAGUACUGGCCUCUGUGUGAUGCUUUCCAUUUUUAUUUUGUCCUUAGCUAAAGAGAACCUACCUCAGUCAUACAAUCUUAGCAGACUGACCAGAGAGUAGCUUAGAAAGAAGUGGAGGACAGAAGAAUCGAUGCGUCUUUCUGAAGCCAAUUUUACACUGGAUAUUUUGUUUUCCUACAUUUUUCUUUUUUUGUUUUUAUUUCUUUUAUUCCAUCGUCCCGUACAGCUCUGUUCCCUCUGCAGCGACAAGAUCUCCGCUAAAGGUUGAGAUAGUUUGUGGAUAACCAAGCUGAGUGUAGGUGUCAGUGAUGGGGGGGACUCGGUGAAACAUAAUUUGAAUUUGAAGUUAAAAGGAUUUGUUAGGAGUGAUAUAUCAGCAUUGCAUAUUGACGAAACGCAUCAAAACGACUGUGUGGCGGCUGUGCCAAAGUAAAUCUGUUUUAAGGAUUCACUCACAGGAACAUGAGAUUUUGAUGCCUUUUUUUUUGUUGUUGAGUGGUGGAGAUUGGAGCCUGUUGCUUUUAGGCGAGCUGAACUGGUCAGCAGAUCGGACCCCAGCCUGAGAGAAGGGGUUUUAUUUCUUUGAUGGUUUUCAAGUUGGAGAAAUUGACAGAGAGGCCGAAUACAAUCUGUGGUGAAGGACAGUUAUGGAGCAGGAAUCAGAAGCGCUGUCAUCCCUUCUUUUCUUUUUUUUCUCCACAUUUUGAUGUCCUCGUCUGGAAGUAUCAUAUUUAUUUAAUAGCUUCACAUUUUCUUAACAGUUGUGUGUGUAAUCAAUUGACUUAACAUUUGGCUGUUCUGUGCAGACCGGAGCUUUUGGUUACAGAUCUGCUGCUGUGGUUUUUGAGUGUUUUUAGUUAAAGUUGUUUUCCGGGCUCAUGGCUGUGCUGUUGAUGAACGCUCCCUUUUCUUUUCCUCUGAAUGAAUCCGACCUGAGUCGAAGCCCCUUUCAGAGUACUUCGCUGCGUUCGGGUUCAACAUGCCUGACACGACGAAACUUAAUGGAGUGUCAAUGAGUGCAACCCCACCGCGCUUAAAGUCAUUGAUUGGAUUACAAAUGGUCUUGUCUGGAACAAGUGGCGCUGCUUCAUCCAACAAUCCCCUCGGCCGCCUCUCGAUGUAGAUAAGGUCACGUCUAUUUGCUGGAAAAGAAUUGGAGUUUAAUUGCUACAUGCUGUAGACUGAAAAAAAUCCCUAAUAUUCCUCUGCCCUUGCACUAGUAUUGUCAGUAUGUGACGGCUGCUCCACAAAGAAGGAUACUCGGGCUGCAUGUGCAGGCUUUAGGAAGGUCAUCAGUGUUUGAAGAUGAGAAAAGAUGUUUGCACUUUCAUCUGAUACAUCAUGCCAACUUUAAGGCUUAUUUAUCUAAACGCCCUCGUGUAGUGAGUGUUAAUGAAGGACACCUGGCCAUCGUGAUCAGUUGGGGAGGAGAGUAAAAGUGACUCUGAUGAACUCCACAUUGUACGUUUGCCUAUCUGAUCAUCCCUUUGUUACGGUUUGAUCAGCACGGUUUUCUUUCGCCUUGCUCAUGAGCACAGAGAAAUUACGUUUUCACAUCGAUCCAGGCCUUGCUGUCGCUCGUGCAUCCUCAGACGAGGCCGAUGAUGGGGAAAAGUAGGUAGAGCGAAAUCUGGUCUUCCAUUUUUCUCUCUUUUGACACGGUUUACAGAAUCAAUAAACUGUUGAUGAAUAUUUGAUAAUCCACAAACAAUUUGGUUGAUGGCACUUUUGCCAGUAAUUCAUCAGUCUGUCCCUGAAAAGGAAAUUCUAUAGAAGGCGCUCUGAAGCUAUAUAAUGUAAAGAAACUCUAAUACCUUUCUUUAACUAGGCAAUUUGUAUUUGUAAGUAACUGCUAUACAUAUAAAAAAUUACAUUGUUCACUUGUCUGUGUAAAAGGUUAAUUGUUUGAGUGGAUCCCCGAAACUUUUCUUUGCCUUGUGGUUAAAGAUGAGAGAAGUGAAGCAGGUCGCUUCUGUGGAACUGAGCCAGAUACGUUCGCAGGUUGUUUGGGAGCCAGAGAGAGGGAGGGUGCAGAGAGAGAGAGAGAGAGAGAGAGAGAGAGGGCGCGCGGAGAGAGAG